AUGCAUCUUCUAUCUAUGUUUUUAGCCGGCAUCGGCGUUGUCAAUGCCCUAGAAAAUGGAUUGGCACGCACUCCGCAGCUAGGAUGGAAUACUUGGAACUCGUUCGCUUGCAGUAUGAAUGAAACUGUCAUCCUAGACGCAGCUAAGAAGAUUGUCUCCCUGGGCUUCAAGGACUUGGGGUAUAACUAUAUCGUCCUGGAUGACUGCUGGUCUGCCGGCCGCAAUUCCUCAGGAUACUUGAUUCCAGAUGCACAGAAGUUUCCAAAUGGUAUAUCGGAUGUAGCGGACAAGAUACAUGCCUUGGGGCUCAAGAUCGGGAUCUAUUCGAGUGCGGGUACAUUGACUUGUGCGCGGUAUGCAGGCUCACUGGGACACGAAGAGAAAGAUGCCGCGGUUUGGGCGAGCUGGGGAGUAAGUUCUGAAUUUAACCUGCUGUUGGAUAUUCUAGUGGUCGGGCUUCUGAUUCAUGUCCAGAUUGACUACCUCAAAUACGAUAAUUGCUAUAAUCAAGGUGAAGAGGGCACUCCCAAGCUUUCCUAUGACCGCUACAACGCCAUGGGCAAGGCACUGAAUGACACUGGCCGGCCGAUCCUGUAUUCCCUAUGCAACUGGGGCAGCGAUGGGCCAUGGAACUUCGCCCCUACUAUCGCCAACUCGUGGCGUACUAGUGGUGAUCUCUCUAAUGUCUGGGACAAGGAGGAUGUCAACUGUCCCUGUGCAGAGCUCGAUGGUUUGGACUGUAAAUUGCCAGGAUAUCAUUGUUCGAUCAUGAACGUCGUCAACAAAGCCGUAUACUACCCGUCCAAAGCAUACGCCGGAGCAUGGAAUGAUCUCGAUAUGCUUCAGGUUGGGAACGGCGGUUUGACUGACGACGAAGCAACCUCUCAUUUCAGUCUAUGGGCAGCGCUCAAAUCACCCCUUCUGAUGACAAACGUCUUGAACAAGAUCGACGAACCGACCAUCUCCAUUCUGCAGAAUACCGCCGUUCUCGCCGUCUCACAGGACCCUACGGGCUCAUCGGCCAUCCGUAUGUGGCGGCACUAUGUGGACGACGGCGAGAUCCAGAUGUAUAGUGGACCACUAAGUGGUGGUGAUCAGAUCGUCUUACUUUUGAACGGUGGCUCCAGUGCCCGGGAUAUGAAUGCCACGCUUACUGAUAUCUUCUGGGCCAAUGGGCCGAAGGGAACGGCAUCGCAGGUGCGCAGCGCGUGGGAUGUAUAUGAUCUGUGGGGUGGGAGAAUGAGCAACGCCACGGCUCAGGGGAUUAUCCAGGGCGAGAGUUCGACUCGGCCGAUUGAUAUGCCGAAAUUGGGCGGUGCGAGCAAGGUCUAUUCGCAGGUGCCGUUACCGGCGUCGAAGGCGUUGAUGGGUACUAAGGUUGGGAGUGUCAAGGCCAGUGGCACGGUCAAGGCGCAUGUGCGGCCGCAUGGGGUUGCGAUGUUGCGGCUGAGAGCGCAAAAGUCGAAUGAUGAGCUGUGA
Messenger RNA from Penicillium soppii, 1479 nucleotides. Its product is annotated as glycoside hydrolase family 27 protein. The transcript has 3 exons. Gene Ontology annotation, biological process: carbohydrate metabolic process. Gene Ontology annotation, molecular function: alpha-galactosidase activity. The coding region runs from base 1 to 1479 and encodes 492 amino acids. NCBI's taxonomy places the organism in Eukaryota, Fungi, Ascomycota, Eurotiomycetes, Eurotiales, Aspergillaceae. The record is from RefSeq and is a predicted model, not a curated record.